AAAAGUUUCCUUGCGAUCACUUCGUCGGGUCUGCUACAACCGCGCCCGUGCGGCCUCGAGCCCUCUGCACCCACCGUCCGACACACUCCGCGUCCUUGAUACGCUCCUUUAUUCACCAUGAACAUCGCGCACAGUCUGUCUUCGACUGUGAAGGGCAUUUCUUUUUCCUUCCUCACGAGCGAAGACGUGCGCCGGAUUUCGGUCAAGCAGAUCGUGAAUGUCAAUCUACUCGAUGAUAUGAACCGGCCGAGUGUGGGAGGGCUUUACGAUCCGGCGCUGGGGCCAACGGAGAAGCAGGAUAUUUGCUCGACCUGCCGAUUGACGUUCUUCACCUGCCCUGGCCACUUCGGACACAUCGACCUCCCCGCACCCGUUUUUCAUCCUCUCUUCAUGGGGAAUAUGUUCAAUUUGUUUCGGGAUACCUGUCUGUUCUGCCACCAGUUCAAGAUGGGAAGGACCAUCCUCGCCAAAUACGUUGCCAAAUUCAGACUUCUGGAGCACGGCUUGUUGGAUGCCGCGCAGGGUGUGGAUGAUAUUCACCUGCGAGUUUCCACCCGAGCUGCUGCUCCCAAGGAGAAGAAGACCAAGGCCAAGAAGGGGAAGUCGAAGAAAUCGGAUGAGGACAGCUCCGAUGAUGAAGCGGGUGGACGCAUAGUUACCGUUCCCGGCGAGUCGCCUGCAGCCUUCAUCAAACGACUUAACAUGUAUGUUAUGCUGCACCUGAAACGUGCUAGCGACUCCAAGCGGGACAACUACAAGGAUGGAUUGGUGUACCGAGCUCGGAAGGAGCUGAUUGCGGAGUUUUUGAAAGCCUCUUCACUAUCAAAAUGUCGGAACGUAGAUUGUGGAUGUCCUGCAUACACAUUCCGCAAGGAAGGACAUACGAAGAUUGUCGAAUACGAUCUGUCGAAGAAGCAAAAGGCUCAGUGUGUGCGCAAACGCCCGGAUGUGUUGCUUCGGGAACAAGAAAAGAAACUGGCGAAGCAUCUUUCUGAAACCAGGGCUGCAGGAGACGGGGAUGCCAAUAUGUCGGAUGCCGAGGAUCUGAGUGAGGACGAAGAGGACGAAGAGGAUGACGGAGAAGACUUGAUGGAAAGCCCACAAAAGCAAACCUCUGCUGUGGACGCUCUUCCCCGCGCAGCCAACGGUCGCGUGAAGACAUCGCGCGGACGGAAUGAAAGGGUCGUUACACCGGAGGAAUGCCGUGCACAUCUGCGCCGGCUCUUCGAAAACGAACCCGAGAUGUGCUCGCUGCUCUACGGCAGGCACGGUCCCUUUGCCGCAGUCUCCGCCGAAGGUCUCUCGCUCGCGUCAGCCGAUAUGUUCUUUCUGGACGCGGUCCCCGUCGCGCCCACUCGCUUCCGACCCGCAGCGCACAUGGGUGACAAGCUGUUCGAGCAUCCGCAGAACGAGCUGCUAGAGAAGAUUCUCCGGACAUGCUACCGUCUGCGGGAUCAGAAUCUGCAGCUGCGACAAGCAUCGGUGAAGACACCCGAAUUCGAUGAGACCCUGCGCAAGAGGAUAAUGUCUAGUCUGCUGGAAAACCUGGUGCAACUCCAAGUCGAUGUGAACAGUUUCAUGGACAGUAGCAAGAAUCCGACUCCCAUGAGGCAGGGCAAGCUGCCACCCGCUGGUGUUAAGCAAGGAUUGGAGAAGAAGGAGGGAUUGUUCCGAAUGCAUAUGAUGGGCAAACGUGUCAACUAUGCUGCUCGUUCAGUCAUCUCUCCAGAUGUGAACAUUGAACCAAACGAGAUCGGCGUUCCACCUGUGUUUGCUCAAAAGCUUACGUUUCCGGAGCCCGUAACACCGGCCAAUUUCCAUGAGAUGAGGCAGCGGGUGAUCACCGGACCAAAGGGUUAUCCUGGAGCAACCUUGGUGGAAUACGAGGAUGGGCAUCAAGUGCUUUUGGACAAAUUGACUGUGGAACAACGCACAGCCAUAGCCAAUCAGUUGCUCACGCCCCAAGAGAACGAGCACGGGGGAACGGCCCGCCGGGGAUUGUAUACUCGCACACCCGCUAUCAACAAGAAAGUGUAUCGCCAUCUGCGAGACGGAGACAUGCUUAUCCUCAACCGACAACCGACACUCCACAAGCCCAGUAUGAUGGCUCAUAAGGCACGGGUGCUGCGAGGCGAAAAGACAAUCCGAAUGCACUACGCGAACUGUAACUCCUACAAUGCUGAUUUCGAUGGUGACGAAAUGAACAUCCACUUCCCUCAAAACCAAAUCUCUCGCGCCGAGUCGAUGUUUAUCGCCAACACCGACAACCAAUACCUGGUCCCUACGUCCGGAAACCCGCUUCGCGGUCUUAUCCAGGAUCACGUAGUGGCUGGUGUAUGGAUGACCACCCAAGACGCGUUCUUCACUCGGGCAGAGUACUUUCAGCUUCUGUAUGGCGCUUUGAGGCCUGAAGAUGACGUAUACGAGGGCGGAGAACCUCCGAGGCUGGUGACACUUCCGCCGACAAUAUGGAAGCCCCGCCCUCUUUGGACUGGCAAGCAGAUCAUUUCCACUGUGCUGAGGAACAUCACACCAGAGAGGAUGGACGGAUUGAAUCUGAAUGCGAAGACCAAAGUGCCGGGACAUCUCUGGGGUAACGAUUCGAAAGAGGAUAAGGUCAUCUUCAUGGACGGCGAACUGCUAUGUGGUGUUCUCGACAAAGCAGCCUUUGGAGCAUCGGACUACGGCAUGGUGCAUUCGGUGUACGAGUUGUAUGGGUCGGAAGUGGCGGGCAAGCUAUUAGGAAUUCUCAGUCGACUGUUCACCAAAUUCCUCCAACAUCGCGCAUUCACAUGUCGUAUGGACGAUCUCACUCUCACCCCGGAGGGCAAUCGCUGGAGGACGGAUUUGAUCAAGAAGAGCAGCAACUGGGGAACGGAGGCGGCAAUCGAGAAUUUCCCAUCCCUCAAAGACACCCCCAAACACGAGAUCAAGCCCGCUCUCACUUCUCUGCUGCAGGACGUGCUGCGGGAUGACAACAAAAUGGCCGGCCUCGAUAUGACGGUCAAGACGAAGAUGGGCAAACUUACUACGGCCAUCAGCGACGCGUGUAUGCCCACCGGUCUGCAGCGCAAGUUCCCGCACAACAACAUGCAGACGAUGACGCUUUCUGGAGCCAAGGGCAGUGCUGUCAACGCCCGCCAGAUCUCAUGUGCGUUGGGUCAGCAGGAGCUUGAGGGCCGGCGUGUCCCGGUCAUGAUCAGCGGCAAGACGCUGCCGUCGUUCCGACCGUUUGAGACGAAGGCCAUCGCUGGUGGCUAUGUUGCCAGUCGUUUCUUGACGGGAAUCAAACCGCAGGAGUUCUACUUCCACUGCAUGGCUGGUCGAGAGGGGCUGAUCGACACCGCCGUCAAGACAUCGCGUUCAGGCUAUCUCCAACGCUGUCUGAUUAAGCAUCUGGAGGGUAUCCGCAUCCACUACGACAACACGGUCCGGGGAAGCGACUCGUCGAUCUAUCAGUUCCAGUAUGGCGGCGAUGCGCUGGACGUCACCAAGCAGAAACAUCUCCGAGAGUUCCAGUUCAUCGCGCAGAAUGAGCUGUCUUUUGUCAACAUCCUGAACCCCAAGCGACUGAUGGACGACGGUGCCGUCGACUCGGAAAAGGCGUCCAAACUCAUGAAAAAGGUGCUCAAGAAGAAAGGAACAUACGAUCCGGUUCUGUCGCAAUUCAAUCCCAGUCGCUUCCUGGGUAGCACAAGCGAGUCGUUUGCCGCUGCAGUUGACGAUUACGUGAAGAAGAAUCCGGAUGAGCUGCUGUCUGAAAAGGGCAAGGAGCUGCCGUACCAGAGCAGCCGCUCGCUGGUUAAUCCCAAAAACUUCAAGACGCUCAUGAACAUCAAAUACAUGCGUAGUCUGGUCGAACCGGGCGAGGCGGUCGGGCUGCUGGCUUCUCAAGGUGUUGGUGAGCCCUCAACACAGAUGACGCUGAACACCUUCCACUUUGCUGGGCACGGAGCUGCCAAUGUCACACUCGGAAUUCCCCGGUUACGUGAAAUUGUCAUGACAGCGUCGCAAAAGCCCAAGACCCCCUCCAUGUCGAUGACUGUCAGCUCGUCUGCCACACAAGAAGAGAUUGACGUGUUCUGCAAACGGGCAAGCCGUGUCACGCUGUCCCAGGUCGUCGAGAACGUGACUGUACGCGAGCGAUUGACAGUGCAGGGCGAGGCGCGGAGGACCCAGUUCACGGUUGAUCUCACGCUCUUCCCCAAGUCCGAAUAUCAGGAAGAAUACGACAUCGACCCGACGGACAUUCUGGGCUGUUUCACGACCAAAUUUCCACUCACCCUGAAGAAGGAGAUGCAGAACGAGAUGAAGAAGCUCGACGCGGAUCUGAAGGCGCAGAUCAGAGAACUCGGUCAGGGAAAGAAGAGCAAGGAUAAGGAAGGUGGUGGCGAUGAGGACGGCGAUGAAGACGGCGAAGAAGUCGCGCCGCGCAAAAAGAGGCCGGCCGAUGACGACGAGGAUGACGACGAGGACGGGGAUGGCGACGCUGACGACGAGAAACGCGCGAGACAGAAGAAGCAGUUAGCCACAUACGAGGAAGAUGAAGACGAAGACGAUGAAGAGCAGGGUGCCAUGAACGACGACGACAUUGAAGCUGCGUAUGCUUCCGAUACAUCGAUGCCGCCUGUACCCAAGACCAAGAAACACACCCCGCUGACGAAAAAAGUCGCAGUUGUUGGUGACGUGUUCCUCCGGAAUAUGACACACGCGACUUCGUUUGACUUCAGCGAGGCGAAGGUCACAUUCCAGCUCGAAUUCAACCCGGACAUGCCCAAGCUGCUUCUAGUCGGGAUUCUAGAACGAACGUGCAGAGCGACCGUCAUCCGGCAGAUUCCAGGCAUCAGCGACUGUUUCCAGGUCAAGGAGGAUGGCAAGGGCAAAGGCCCCACUAAAAUCAAGCUCACGACCAACGGCUCCAACUUCCAAGGGUUGUGGUUGUUCAAUUCCGGAGCCGACCAAAGCAUUAUCGAGGAAAACGACAUGUAUUCGAACGACAUCUACGCCAUUCUGAAGACUUACGGGGUAGAAAUGGCCCGUGCGGCCAUCCUGCACGAGAUGUCGUCUGUCUUCGGCGUGUAUAACAUUCAGGUCGACAACCGCCACCUGCAGCUCAUUGCGGAUUAUAUGACCUUUGACGGUGGCUAUAAACCCUUCAAUCGACAGGGUAUCUCAACCAAUCCGUCGCCCCUUCUCAAAGCGUCGUACGAGACAACCGCCGCGUUCUUGAGUGAUGCCACUCUCUACGGUGACUUCGACGAUCUCUCGACACCGAGUGGAAACAUCGUCCUGGGCAGACCGAGUCUGUCUGGAACUGGUGUGUUUGAUGUUGUUGUGCCUGUUGCUGUCGCUGCAUAGAAUGCUACUUAUCUGAAAAAGUACCAUAACUAGUUCUGUACCAUUAUCUUAUCUUAUCUGUAGCCAUUGUGUCCGGGGGCCGCACCAAGUAUCCGGGGUCACGCAUUCAACAUCACGUCGCGAACACCAGAACAAACAGAAAUUUUCACCACGUGUUGACAACGCGUCUCACUAAUUGUCCACAGUCACGUCGAGCCGUUCCAUUGUUCCCGCACCUUUGUUCUUCCCUUCCUCCCUCACCAUCCUCACCCAGACGCGCGCCCAAAUGCCCCGUUCAUCCUCCGCUAGCAAGUCUCGUCAUCCCGGUCCCCUGAAGGACCUGCCUCUCGAGCGAUUCCUUCCACCCGAUCCCAACCUCCCUUCCGCGUCGAAAGGCGGCAUGAAACGCGCGCUCUCGCCGGCCAUUCCCAGCCUGUUCAGCCCGACUAAACGCCGCAUUCUAGUGGACGAAGGGAUCUUCUCUGGUUCGUCAGUGAAGACCCCCGCGCGGCUCCGCGCUCUUCCCGUCGGUAGUCCGGUCAAGAAACUCGAUCUCGGUCUGGGAUCGCCACACGGGGGUGCCUCGUCGUCACUUUUCCUGUCUUCGCCACGCACGACGCGUCGCUCGAGCGCGUUGGACGCGGCUCGCACGUUGUCUUCUGCAGCACCCGCGCUGGUCCCCGGCAUCGACUCAUCUUUCCCCGUGUCCUCCUCAUCUUCCUCAUCCGCGGCCGACUUCAUUCCCGGUGAACUGCGCAAGAUCCCACGCGAGGUUCCACCGGCGGUCGAUCCUCAGUCGGUUCACUACCCCGGCUUUGUGGUGUGCCAGGACGCGUACGUGCUCGUUGGACCCGUCGCGCCCAUGUGUCCCCCGUCACCUCAGAAGGAUGAGGCCAAAGAGAAUGCGGCACCCCGGCGCGCUGCCAAGGCGGGACGCAAGUCUACUUCAACGGACUCGCUGGUGCUCGGUGGCGACCUCAGCACCAAGACACCGCGUCCGGCCAAGUUGCGCGCGUCACUGACCCCAACGCCCCGACGAGUGAUGCGGUCGUCGCAUACACCCGUGCUGCCGGACGACGAGCGCAAAGCCCUGCGGCGCAUGAUGGAGGAGGAGGCGGAUGGGAACCAGACCGACGACGACGACGAGAUGAUUUUGGCGUAAAUCCCACCCGCCGAAAUGGUGGCCGGCUUCGAACCGGUCAGCGCUGCAACUCGCUCUCCUGCACAGUGCACCAUCUUUCCAAUCCCUGACAUCGCUACACCCCUGCAUCUUCUGCAUCUCUAACCCCCGGCCUUUUAUCUAAUUGUUUGUAUAUAACUUAACACUGCGACGACUUUUUACGACACUUUUCCUCUUCUCCUCCUGCUUGAUCUAUUUUUACGCCCCCCUCUUGAUUUGUGUGUAGGAACAUCUUUUUACUUAUAAGUACAAAGCACAGGUAGUUUACCGUCCCCAAUCGUAUUCGAUGCGGCCUGGCCUGGUCCAGGUCAUGGGAAGUCUGCA
This is a messenger RNA of Mycena citricolor, 6841 nucleotides long. The record is from the annotation of a GenBank genome assembly. Lineage: Eukaryota; Fungi; Basidiomycota; Agaricomycetes; Agaricales; Mycenaceae.